Molecule: messenger RNA, 2163 nt
Organism: Panicum hallii
Lineage: Eukaryota; Viridiplantae; Streptophyta; Magnoliopsida; Poales; Poaceae
Exons: 5
Coding region: 1-2163 (720 amino acids)
Molecular function (GO): helicase activity
Source: RefSeq, a predicted model, not a curated record
AUGCCGCGUCGGGCGGCCGAUCUCGCAAGCAACGACGGGUCUUACUGCCUCGCUCACGUCAAGGAUGUCAGCAGAGAUAAGUUGAGCUUCGAGAUCAGGGCGUCCAGGAAGAUGCAAGGCGCGAGCUGCUGCGCUUUUGCUGCCAGCCUGCUCAGCUUCAUCCCCUACGUGCGCAUCUGGCGUUGCCUGGACUACGACGCCGCGGUGAAGAGAAGCCCUGCCCUCGUCAAGGUGGUCGCCGGUGAGACUGAACCUCUUGAUUGGCAGAGCACGCCGUCGGUGGCUUCAUCUGCAGGCGCAGAGACCGGCGCCGACGUGGCGGCCAAACUGUCCGCGUUCAAGCUCAACGACUCGCAGGCCGACGCCAUUCUGAGCUGCGUCACGGCGACGCGCCGCGACGGCGCGGCAAAAUUCAGCCUAAUCUGGGGCCCGCCCGGCACGGGCAAGACCAAGACGAUCAGCGUGCUCCUGUUGCUGCUGCUGACGAGCCAGGCCCAGACUAAAUGCCGCGUCCUGACGUGCGCGCCGACCAACACGGCGAUCAGCCAGGUCGCGUCCCGCCUCCUGGCGCUGACGAAGCAGCACGCCGCCACCGACGGAGGAUGCCAUGGCGACCUGCUGCUAUUCGGCAACCGGGAACGCAUGGCCAUCGGCGGUGAUCUGAGCGAGAUCUUCCUGGACACUCGCGUGAAGAGGCUCAAGAAGUGCUUCUCGCAGGCGACGGGUUGGAGGCAUUGCCUUGUUUCAUUAGUAGGGUUCCUGGGAGAGCCAACAACACUGAGAUCUCAGUACAACGAAUCUUGCGGGCAGAAAGACGGGACAAAAUUGCCAGAGGCGUCUUUCAUCAGGUCAAGGUUCCAUCAGAUAUUCAAGAAUCUGACGAACUGCUUCAGAACAAUCAUGUCCCAGGUUCCGAAAGCUGUCCUAUUGGAAAAGAAUUACAAAAAUAUUGUUUCAGUAAUCAAGAUGCUAGAGGACUUUAGCAAGCUGCUUGAUAGGAAGAUUGCUGGAAACAAUGUCGCAAUGGAGGUCUUCAUGACUAUGAGUGGAAAGAAAUGCGACGAUUCAGCUGGGGGAGUGGGCAAGAAUGCACUGGUUGAAAAUCUUAUGAGAAACAAGACUACAAUUCUAGGCGUCACGAGGACUCUUCUCGGAGACCUGAAACUUCCUGUUACACGCUCUGACUUCAGGAUCAAGAAGUUCUGUCUCCGGAGUGCGUCCUUCGUUUUCUGCACCGUGUCUGGGUCGGCAAAGCUGAAUGCUCAGAAGAUGGAUUUGCUUCUCAUCGACGAGGCUGGGCAGCUCAAGGAAUGCGAGUCCCUCAUCCCGUUGCAACUCUCCGGACUGAAGCAAGCUGUUCUUAUUGGUGAUGAGCGCCAACUACCAGCAACUGUUAAAAGCAAGGUUGCAGAGACUGCAUUGCUGGGCAGGAGUCUGUUUGAGAGAUUGAGUUUACUGGGACACAAGAAGCACCUUCUGAACAUUCAGUACAGGAUGCACCCGUCCAUAAGCAUGUUCCCGAACCUGAAUUUCUACGACAGAAACAUUUUGGAUGGCGCAAAUGUCACGCAGGAGGGACACCAGCGUAGCUAUCUUCAAGGUGCAAUGUUUGGGCCGUACUCUUUCAUCAACAUUGAUGGACGGGAAGAUCCCGGCCGGAGCAAGCGCAACAUGGCCGAGCUAGCUGUCAUAUUGGAGAUACUGCAUGCUCUCAAAAAAGCUUGUACCAGCAGUCAGCUAGGAGUUUCAGUUGGCGUCAUUUGCCCAUACGCUGCUCAGGUGGAGGCAAUUCAGCAGCAGAUAGGGGAUGCGAAAUCCAUGCUUCCCCUUACCCUGCGCGUCAACUCUGUCGAUGGGUUCCAAGGUAGCGAGGAAGACGUCAUCAUCCUGUCAACCGUCAGGCACUGCCUCUGGAUCCUGGGCAACGCGGCGACCUUGCGCGGCAGUGGCUCCAUCUGGGAGGAGCUGGUCCGGGACGCCGUGGAUCGUCGCUGCUUCUUCAACUGGCACGAUGGCGGCGCGGGCGUCUCUUCUCCCGUUCCUCUCUGGGGUGCUGGCCUGAUCGGUGACUCAGAUUUCGGCGUCCACCCACCAGCUGCGUACUGCGGACAGGAAGCUGAUGACAUUUGCGAUGCACUAGGCUCCCUGCGUCUAGCCGAGUGA